This is a messenger RNA of Trifolium pratense (red clover), 1182 nucleotides long. RefSeq names its product protein SRG1-like. The coding region runs from base 9 to 1124 and encodes 371 amino acids. The transcript has 4 exons. The record is from RefSeq and is a predicted model, not a curated record. Lineage: Eukaryota; Viridiplantae; Streptophyta; Magnoliopsida; Fabales; Fabaceae.
AAAGUAGUAUGGAACCUCUAACAAGUAUUCUGGUGCCCUCUGUCCAAGAGCUAGCAAAGGAACCACUAACCAAUGUUCCAGAGCGAUAUGUUCUUCCAGAUCAAGACACUGUAGUGCUAUCUAACACUAUCUCUUUACCUCAAAUUCCUGUCAUUGACCUUGGCAAAUUGUUGUCUCAAGAUCUUAAUCUCAAGGGACAUGAGCUAGAGAAGCUACAUUAUGCCUGCAAAGAAUGGGGUUUUUUUCAGCUGGUUAAUCAUGGAGUAAGUACUUCCUUGGUGGAAAAUAUGAAGAGAAGUGCUAAAGCUUUGUUUGAACUUUCAAUGGAAGAAAAGAAGAAGCUAUGGCAGACAGAAGGAGACUUGGAGGGAUUUGGUCAGGCCUUCAUUUUGUCUGAGGAACAGAAACUAGAAUGGGGAGAUGCUUUCUUCUUGAACACACUACCGGUUCACAUAAGGAAACCACAUAUAUACAACCAAAUCCCCCACACAUUCAGAGAAAAUUUAGAGAUAUAUUCUGCAGAAUUGGAAAAACUCGGCAUCAAAAUCACUGAACUUCUGGCAAAUGCUCUUGCAAUAAAUCCAAAGGAAAUAACAGAUCUAUUUAACAUAGGAACUCAAAACAUAAGGGUGAAUUAUUAUCCUCCAUGCCCCCAACCAGAACAGGUCAUUGGCAUAAAAUCUCAUUCUGAUGUUGGUGGCCUCACAAUCCUUCUUGAAAUCAAUGAUAUAGAAGGCCUUCAAAUAAAAAAGGAAGGACAAUGGAUUCCUGUUCUACCCCUGCCUAAUGCCUUCAUCAUCAAUAUUGGAGACAUGUUAGAGAUUAUAACAAAUGGGAUUUAUAAGAGCGUUGAACAUCGAGCAAAAGUUAAUUCGAAGAAGGAGAGGAUUUCCUUAGCUACUUUUUAUGGCCCUAGCUUUGAAGCAAUUUUAGCUCCAACACCAAGUCUUGUUACUCAAGAAAGACCAGCACAGUUCAGAAGAAUAAGUGUUUUAGACUACUACGAUCUUAGUUUUUCACAAGGGAUCCGUGGAAAAUCAUAUUUGAAUGAAAUAAAGAUCACAAAGGGUGAUUUGCAAAAAGAAAAAUCACAAAGGGUGGAGAAUGAUAACAACUCUUACUAGAACAAUCAGGGAAUUGAGAUGGAAAAUGAAUUAAUAAGUAUGCAUUGUAGUAAUUGAA